Molecule: messenger RNA, 498 nt
Organism: Gryllus bimaculatus (two-spotted cricket)
Lineage: Eukaryota; Metazoa; Arthropoda; Insecta; Orthoptera; Gryllidae
Source: the annotation of a GenBank genome assembly
AUCCGCGAGGCGCGCCAUGAGAACCUGCUGCCGUUCGUGGGCGCCAGCGUCGAGCACGGCGCCGUGGCACUGCUCUACGCUUACUGCGCCAGGGGUAGCCUGCGCGAUGUGCUCGCCAACGAGGAUCUGCACCUCGACGCCAUGUUCGUCUCGUCGCUCGUAGCUGACCUCCUCAAGGGUCUCAUUUACCUUCACGAUAGCGAUAUAGUUUCGCAUGGCAAUUUACAUUCGUCAAAUUGCUUGGUGGACAGUCGCUGGGUGCUUCAGAUCGCAGAUUUUGGCCUCCAUGAAUUUAAAGCCGGGGGCCAGGUGGAGGCGGAGGCGGAGAGCGCGGCCCAUGAGCGCCGCCGCCGCCUGUGGCGCGCCCCCGAGCUUCUGCGCGCGCCCUUCCCGCCCCCGCGCGGCUCGCAGAAGGCCGACGUCUACUCCUUCGGCAUCGUGCUCUACGAGAUCGUGGGCCAGGCGGGCCCCUGGGGCGACUGCCCGCUCUCGGAGGAC